AUGGUUAAAGACACUGAAUAUUAUGACGUCUUGGGAAUCUCGCCAGAUGCUGAUGAGGUUCAGAUCAAGAAAGCCUAUAGGAAAAAGGCAAUGUUGACCCAUCCAGAUAAGCAUCCAGAUGAUCCAGAUGCAGCCAAAAACUUUCAAGAAGUCGGUGAAGCAUAUCAAGUUUUGAAAGAUCCAGAAUUAAGAAAGAAGUAUGAUCAAUUUGGUAAAGACGAAGCGAUUCCAGUUGAAGGAUUUGAAGAUCCUGGCGAUUUUUUUAAGACAAUGUUUGGUGGUGAAGCGUUUUUAGAUUGGAUAGGAGAGUUGUCAUUAUUGAAAGAUUUAACCAAGAAUAUACCAAAGUUGGAAACAAUUAAUAUUAAUGAAAACAAUGAAACUGGAAACAGUAAAUUUAAUAAUCCCAACAAGACAGAUACACAAGUGAUUAAGCCCGAAGCUGGAGCCAAUACAGGGGCGGGAAAGAGACCUAAGUUAACGAAGGAGCAACGAGAAGAGCUUAUAAGGUUGGAGAAGGAAAGAAAGGAAGCCAAAGCUAAAAGAGUUGAGGAACUAAGUAAGAAGUUGAUUGACAGGAUGGAUACUUUAGUGAAUUCGAAAUUGGAUGAGAAAUCGAAAAAAGCAUUUAAAGAGAAGUUGGAUUUGGAGAUUGAAUCGAUGAAAUUGGAGAGUUUUGGGAUUGAAUUGUUGCAUACUAUUGGGAAGAUUUAUAUUUCAAAGGCGUCUAGUUUUUUAAAGGCGCAAAAGACAUUUGGGUUGGCUAAGAUUUUCAGCAGUGCAAAGGAAAAGGGAUCGCAAGUCAAGGGAGUUUGGAAUAUAUUAUCUACUGCUAUGGAUGCGCAGUCUGCGAUGGAAGAAAUGGUUAAAAAUCAAGAAAAACUAUCAAAUUCGAAUAGUGAGAUUGAUCCAUAUCUUCAGGCUGAGAUGGAACGAAAUAUCACAGGAAAAUUUAUUGCGACAGCAUGGGUUUCAAGCAAGUAUGAAAUCAAAGGGGUAUUACGAGAUGUUUGCGAUAAAGUAUUGAAUGACAAGAGUGUUGAUUCCAAAACAAGAACAUUGAGGUCUAAAGUUUUGCUUAUAAUUGGUAGCGAGUUUAAAAAUGCGCAAAGAUCUGAGUUGGAAGAAGAGGAAGCACAGGUAUUUGAGGAAUUGAUGUUUGAUGCG
Messenger RNA from Ascoidea rubescens DSM 1968, 1167 nucleotides. It is a transcript of the gene CAJ1, whose product is annotated as Caj1p. NCBI's taxonomy places the organism in Eukaryota, Fungi, Ascomycota, Saccharomycetes, Ascoideales, Ascoideaceae. Gene Ontology annotation, biological process: protein import into peroxisome matrix. Gene Ontology annotation, cellular component: cytosol. The annotation marks the transcript as partial. The record is from RefSeq and is a predicted model, not a curated record. The transcript has 2 exons.